AAGGAGCAAAUCUAUAAAAAGCAGAGCAAAUUAUGUUGCUAUAAUCAGUUCGUUUUCGCUGCCCAUCACCGUUGCAAGUUCGGUUGCGCGCGGUCGUUUCGCAGUUUUUCCACCUCCGAUGCACGCCUGAGUUCUCUGCCGAACGCGACCCAGCAUGAUUCUACAGUUGCUGCUGCUGUACGUGUGCUUUAGGGCCAGCACGGCUGGAUACGUAUCCGUCCAGUUACCGUACGGCAAUCCAGCCGGUAUCAACUAUGUGAGCGGUCAGUCCCACUACCAGGCUGGUUUGCUGGCCGGCCCAACUCGGUACUCAGUUCCAGCAGCCGCGCACCAGUAUCCGGUUCAGAACGUCCAAGUGCUGGGAACUCCUUCAUAUUAUUCGUACAAUCUGCCUACUCCGGUGUCAGUUCCAACUAAUCCGUUCCAUGGGUACGGUUAUGGACAUGCGGCGUUUACUCCUGUUUCGUAUGGACCUUCAUACGCACGACCUUCCGUGGUUACAGUUGCCCAACAGCAGCCUGUGCAUCCGGUUGUUUCCUACGGAACAGUUGCUCGUCCUUCCGUCGUUGCAGUGGCCCAUCCUCAACCUGUUCAACCGGUGGUUACGCAAUAUCACGGGCACAGUGUUCCAACGGCAACCGUUGUGCCCGUCCAUGUUCCAGCGGUGACCGUAAGACCGGUAGCACCGAUUGCCCCUGUGGCACCAGUUCACACAACGACAAUAACGAAGACGGUUACGGAGGAAAACUCCGUAUAUGCUAGUACGGAGCAACCGCUUCCCGUGAUCAAGUCCCGCCGAUAUAAGGUCAGGAGACCAGCCAUUCAGAAUCAGUUCUACGAUAUUGAAGAACGCGUCAUUAUUCGGCCGGUUGGAAGUGCUUUGGUAGAGCUGGAACAACCCGUUUCGAAGACUGAAACAAGCGUCAGGACUCACACUGUUCAAACACAAUCAGAGGACGGUUUAAAUGAUUAUGGUCAAGGUCAAGGUCAUACCGUAACAACAGUGACCCAGAAACCACAGGUCAUUCAAACUCACACCGUUUACCAUCAAACGCCGGUGACACAGGUUCCUGUAAGUGCUUAUGAUCAAGGCCAAGGUCAUACUGUGACUACUGUUACUCAGAAACCGCAGGUCAUCCAGACCCACACCGUUUACCAUCAAACGCCGGUGGCGCAGGUUCCUGUAAUUGCUCAUGGUCAAGGUCAUACUGUAACUACUGUGACCCAGAAACCGGUUGUUCAAACUAAUACCGUUUACCAUCAAACACCAGUGGCGCAGGUUCCUGUAGGUGUUCAUGGACAAGGUCAAGGGCAUACUGUAACUACCGUGACCCAAAAACCGCAGGUCUAUCAGACCCACACUGUUUACCAUCAAACGCCGGUGGCUCAGGUUCCUGUAAGUGCUUAUGAUCAAGGCCAAGGUCAUACAAUAACAACAGUGACCCAGAAACCAGUUGUUCAAACUAAUACCGUAUACCAUCAAACACCAGUGGCGCGGGUUCCUGUUAGUGCUUAUGAUCAAGGCCAAGGUCAUACUGUAACCACCGUGACCCAGAAACCGCAGGUCUUCCAGACCCACAACGUUUACCAUCAAACGCCGGUGGCGCAGGUUCCUGUACAAGCUCCGAAACCUGUAAUUGUCCAUUCUAGCACUGCUGGUCAUGUCGUUCCGCAAGCUUUCGUACCUCAAUAUCAACCGGUAGUGCCUCAGUAUCAGCAACCGUUCUAUGUGAAUCAAUUUCAGCCGGUCUACUACCCAACGAGUACGUAUCCAGUGCCGGUGACCACAUUCAAACCAGCCGUUGUCACUACACCUGCCCCUACUACAGUUAUUCCCAGUACGACUGACUCUGGUAAUGUCUAUUACGACGACGACUCCGUAGUAAUUGAGGCCCGUAGUGGCGGCCGAACGAUACACGUGGAGACCUCUUCAGAAGCCCCGCUUGAGCACUCGACGGCACAAGGACCGCUCAAGUAUAGUAGGAAAUGCGACGACCAAACCGUUGACGACCCUCCAAAACGAGGAGAUAUUGCCAUUACUUAUGCAACCGAAGCCACCCACCAGAGCUUGUCCGACUACCAGGAGAACUCAACGGAACAACCGACCACGGAGCAACAAGCAGAAGCUACGACCACGACGGUAGCUCCGGUCAGAGGAAUUGAAAUCACUGCCCGUCUUGCCUUGGGAGGCGAAAAUCAGUCUCAGUCCAAUUCUCGAAGUGCCAACUUCAACGAGGUUAGCUCAUCCACCCCAAGUGUCAUCAUCACCAACAGGGGCUCCUCCGAGCAAGUCCGUACCAAUCAGGAGCAAUUCAUUAAGCUACUAUCUGAGAGAGAUUCCAUUGCGGAAGUAAGCUACGGACCCAACACGGAUUCGUCCAGCAGCCUCAUCAACACCUACGUCAGAAGUCGAGUUCUGUCCGCUACACCUGCACCACAUAAUGCAAAAGAAACCAGCAAAACCGUCAACAUCCGUCGAAUCAUAGUGUCCAGACCCAUCGAGACGGAACAAGAAGUUGAGGUUCGAGAGCAGUCGUACCCCUCGCAUGGUUACAAACGACAAACGACAUCCAGCUCAGAGCAAUUUCCCAUCUACACCACUGCCAAACCGCCAGCGUUUGCCGAUGACGACAACGUGAAAUAAAGUGUUGCAUUUAAACGAAAACGAGUCAAAUAAAGUUGUUACUAAAAG
This is a messenger RNA of Culex quinquefasciatus (southern house mosquito), 2692 nucleotides long. Its product is annotated as agglutinin-like protein 1. Lineage: Eukaryota; Metazoa; Arthropoda; Insecta; Diptera; Culicidae. Bases 155 to 2644 code for a protein of 829 amino acids. The transcript is spliced from 2 exons. The record is from RefSeq and is a predicted model, not a curated record.